This is a messenger RNA of Motacilla alba alba, 1331 nucleotides long. RefSeq lists its product as uncharacterized. The coding region runs from base 226 to 810 and encodes 194 amino acids. The transcript is spliced from 2 exons. Lineage: Eukaryota; Metazoa; Chordata; Aves; Passeriformes; Motacillidae. The record is from RefSeq and is a predicted model, not a curated record.
AUGAACUGAGUUUCACUGUAUUGCUGACCAAUGGGGUUUAACACAGUGCCUUCUGAUAUCUCUUACAAAUAUGAGCUUGGUGAAUAAAGCCUUGGCUUUCUGCGUGAAGAAAAUGGAGUCUCGGCUGAUUUAUUCCAACAGGAGGUGUCCCCGAAGAUGUGAUCGACGCGAGACGAGUAGCCUGUCACAAAAGAAGGAGGUGAAGCGAGCCAAGCCGACCGCGGGAUGGGAUUUAGAGACGGAAUACACAAAGAUGUGAAAGGAGGAUUGCGGCGAGACCGGGCACAGCACACGAACGCAGCCCUGGCCGCAGGACCAGCGCGGAGAGAAACCCCAGCAGCGAAUGUGCAAAGCAGCGAAAGGAAUUUACAGCGAAAGGAAUUUACAAAGCAGCAAAAGGCCACGGCUACGGUCAGCAGCGGGGUCGGCGUGCAACAAGCAAAGACAGAGCCGGCGAAGCGGAGCCGGGCGGGCGCUGCACGGGGCUGCAGACGGCUCGGAAGGCACAGCAAUGAACACAACAGCUGGGAGAGAGCGAGCAGCCGCUGGGAACAGAGCUGCGAGCGGCAAACGCCGUCCUGGAAGGCGGAGGAUGCGCAGCCGAGAGAGCCGGGGAAGGUGAGGCAUCGGAGGGGAGGCAUCGGAGGAGCUGCCGGGAAAGAGGAGCGCGCAGCGAGUCCUGGGAACAGCAGUGACAGCAGCGGUGGGAGCGGCCAGACUCAAACCGGGUGGAGAAACAACCAGCCAGGAGCUCGGAACCAGAACUUAGUUGCGUGCCCUUGCAAGAUUUCCUCCGGCACGAUUCAGUGACCCCCAUCCCCGCUCCAUGGGACGCGUGGCGACCGGCAGAGCGGCUCUCGUCCUCCUGCAGCGCUCGUAAACCGCAGAACCAGCGGGGCCGGACAGUGUUUUUGUAGCAAAGCUUCAUUUCGGACCCAGCGGCUCCCCCGGGACUGGCCCCUCUGUGUGCGGGACCCGCUGGCUGCGGCACCGGAGAGCCGCGGGCGCUUGGUGCCUUUCCAGCAUUUUCUAUUCCCCCGCUAAGGUGUGCGGGUUUUAGGGUUUGUUUUUCAUUGCCUUUUCUCUCCUCUUUUUCAGCCGCGAGUGCUUUAGGGGGAAGAGCAGAGGUGCAGCGGAGCCGUGGAGUUUCCCCUUCCCUUCCUGGGGCAGCACCUGCCCAUCAAUGGGAAACAGCUCAUCUGUAUUAUCUGUAUUUAACUGCUGUUCAUCUAGGAGACCUGCUGUAGAUAUGGCUUGACCACUGCAGCUCUGUGUGGUUGUGAUAUUUUGUGAAAAUCCCUUUGCUAGGAUUUUCUUCUCCUGAGAAGCUG